Drosophila albomicans is the source of this 773-nucleotide messenger RNA. RefSeq names its product ribonuclease P protein subunit p29 (gene Pop4). Gene Ontology annotation, cellular component: ribonuclease MRP complex; ribonuclease P complex. NCBI's taxonomy places the organism in Eukaryota, Metazoa, Arthropoda, Insecta, Diptera, Drosophilidae. The transcript has a single exon. Bases 43 to 672 code for a protein of 209 amino acids. Gene Ontology annotation, molecular function: ribonuclease P RNA binding. Gene Ontology annotation, biological process: rRNA processing; tRNA 5'-leader removal. The record is from RefSeq and is a predicted model, not a curated record.
CUGCUACUGUUUAUCACGCUGCUGGAAUUUAAUCUCAGGAAUAUGGCCAAAACCAGUGGAACUGUGGAUGCAGUGAAGGAAUACCUUACCGAUCUCGUAGUGCCCCAUCAUCGCUGCAAUGUCAACAUCAUACCUGAUCACAUUACCAUGCUGCACGGCACCAAGAGCAAAAAGCAGCUCAGCCGCAAGCGGCGUGCACACAAAUCCAACACGCUGACCAGGAAACAAUACGCUGAACUGGGCCUAAAUACACUGCCCAGGAAACAGUUGCGCUACGAACAGAUGCUGCCACUGCACAAACUGUGGCGAGGCUAUAUACGCGAGCAUCUGGAGCUUGAGGAGGGCGACGAGGUGCCACAACUGCAUGAGAAGCGCUACGAUGAAUUUAGCAAGCAAUUGGUCAAGAUGGACUUCCACGGCGCCAAGCUGCGUGUGCUGCAGUCCAAAUGUCAGACACUAGUCGGAUUGAAUGGUAUAUGUGUGAUGGACACAAAGAAUGUGCUGAAGCUGCUGGGCGAGGAUCAUGUGGUACGAACGGUGCCCAAGAGCGAAUGCGUCUUUGGUCUCAAUGUGGGCAAUAUGGAGUUCACCAUCUUUGGACAGCAUCUGACGAUGCGACCAGCGGAGCGCAGCGUCAAGAAAAUCAAGAAUUACGUGGAGCCCUUCAUGUAGCAAAGUCUCGAGGGAAUCAUUUAUAAGAUGCUUAUUAAGUUUGAUAGAAAUAUAGUUCCUAACAGUAAGAAAAUAAAUUCGAAGAGUAAUGUUUUUGAAAU